This is a messenger RNA of Talaromyces stipitatus ATCC 10500, 1754 nucleotides long. RefSeq lists its product as uncharacterized. The transcript has 2 exons. Gene Ontology annotation, biological process: macroautophagy. The record is from RefSeq and is a predicted model, not a curated record. NCBI's taxonomy places the organism in Eukaryota, Fungi, Ascomycota, Eurotiomycetes, Eurotiales, Trichocomaceae. Bases 281 to 1186 code for a protein of 301 amino acids. Gene Ontology annotation, cellular component: fungal-type vacuole membrane.
CAAUGCCUGCGUAGGCGAGGGUCCUUGUCCAACUCAGAGCUACCUGAUUCGUACGUAGACGCCGAGAACUCUUGCAUCAGAGGCAAGCAGAUGUUCAAAAACUUGGUUCAAGGAAAGGUGGUUCUUGCAUGGUUGGUGGAGAUACGUCCAUAUAAGUGACAUUCAAUUCCACCUUCUAUUUAAUACAUUUUUUCUGCAUCCAGUCUGCUUGUAGCAACCGACUGUGCGCCGUUUUUAGGGUUCCAUUUCUUCUCUACGACCUUUUUAAGAGCAUAUCAACAUGAAGGCCACGAAGCUGUCUACUUUGGCAUUGAUGCCAAGUGCCAUCGCGGCCCAGAAUCUGACCCAACUGCUGGCCAAUACCACUGAGCUUUCGAGCCUUAACGCCUUGUUGUCUAGUUACCCUGCGAUUGCGAGCUCGUUGGCUAAUGUUUCCAAUGUGACUAUUCUCGCGCCAUCGAAUGCUGCUUUGGAAACUUUUACCAACAGCAGUUCAUUCCAUGCUUUGACGUCAAGCGGCAAUCAAUCCAUUGCCGAUCUCCUCAGCUACCACAUCCUCCACGGUGAAUACUACGCGGACAAUAUCACCGAUACACCUGCCUUUAUAUCAACCUACCUGAAUGAUACCGCUUUCACCAAUGUCACCAGCGGUCAGGUUGUCGAGGCAAUCAAGCAGGAUAACAAGACUUACUUUUACUCUGGCUUACUCGCAAACUCCACGGUGACGCGAACUGAUCUCAAUUUCACUGGCGGUGUGCUUCAUAUCAUCGACAAAGUCCUCACCGUUCCAUUGAACGUUUCUUCCUCUGCAGCGGCGGCCGGCCUCACUGCUGUAGUCGGAGCCCUGCAAGCGCAGCAUUUGACUCAACCGUUGGAUGAUGCGAAGAACGUUACUAUCUUCGCCCCCUCAAACUCUGCUUUCCAGGCCAUCGGUUCUGCUCUCGGCAAUUUUACAACCAAUCAGCUCACCGAUAUUCUCAAUUACCAUGUCAUCAACGGAACAGUUGCGUAUUCUACUGGUCUUAAGAAUGACACCCAAUACGUUGCUGCAGGCGGUCAGAACCUGACUGUCCGCAUUGAAAAUGGUUCAAUAUUCGUCGACUCCGCUCGAGUGAUUACACCGAACUUGCUCGUUGCUAACGGUGUCGUACACGUCAUUGAUAAGUAUGUCCUCCUUUCGAAAUAAACCAUGUAAACAUUCACUAACACUGUAAAGUGUCCUCAACCCUAACAACACUUCUGCCGCCCCCAACGCAACCGCAACUUCCCAACCCCCAGCAUUCUCUGGGGCUUCUUCUGCAAGUAAUAUUCCAUUCACCAGCGGAGUGACUGCAACCCCGACCGCAACAGGUACAGGGGCGGGAGCUGGAGCUAAAGUAACUGGUACCUCAACUAGCACCGCUGCCGCAAUGCCAAUGCGCACUGGUGGAAUUGGUGCCGCUAUGGUCUUUGGUGCUGGCGCAGCAUUGCUGAACGCUGAUGUCUUCUAAUAGCCUGAAAUGGCAACGUCAACGUAGUGCUGGGGCUAUUGGAGCCAACUUUCCAGUCACGGUAAUGCACACCAGCCACAGAUAAAGAGUGGCUGUUUAAUGUUCUAGGAUUCGUUGCUUUGGACCUAGUUUUCCUGUUACGUAUGAUGCUUUGAUGAUCUUUACGAUGCUGAAUAAUCAUGUGAACCUGAUUUGCGAUAGUUGAUUGAGUACAUACUAUCAAAUUUUAUACUGGACUUUUCCUUCCCUGUUGCAGUAGUCAUU